Molecule: messenger RNA, 675 nt
Organism: Cooperia oncophora
Lineage: Eukaryota; Metazoa; Nematoda; Chromadorea; Rhabditida; Trichostrongylidae
Source: the annotation of a GenBank genome assembly
AUGCAUCGGUUCCCACUCGAUUUCACGACAGUUUUGAGAGAAACGUCAGAAAUCUACCAUAUAUGUCCUCACUCAGUCAUCUUUAACAACAAUGCCGAAAUAUUCAAGGUAAUCUCCAUUCUGUCUUGGGCAGCGGCGAAGUCUCCGACAGCUCCGACAGUGGACGAGCCUGUGACUCCGCCUUUAACAAGUUGCGACCAAGCACCGAUUCGAAUUUUGUGCGUCACUGGUAACCACUGUGAGAUUGUCAAUGGAAGGCCGCAAUGCGUGCCGGAUGCAGUGCCAAUCCCACGAUGCGCUCAAGUCCGAGUAAGAUGCAUUGCUGGACAUCAUUGUGAAGAUACACCAACUGGUAUUACAUGUGCUCCCGAUCCAGGUAGGCUAUCUAACGUUAUAGAUCCAGCAAAGUUUGUCCUAUCAAUGAGGAGUUCAAUAUAUGCGCAUCGGACUGUGAGCGGACCUGUGUUCCUAUGGGACGGUGGGACGACUGAUAGCCUACUCGGAAAUGUUCCUCACAUAAACAAAACUUCAACUCUCAAUCGCGUGUGCUUACCACCAAAGUGCCAGUGUAAGAAUGGAUUUGUACGUGAAGGUGGACGGUGCAUUGAUCCCAACUCCUGCUCGAACAGGCGGCCGAUACCGACGACCACCCAAAACUACGGUAUCCGGAAAUAA